Dovyalis caffra is the source of this 903-nucleotide messenger RNA. NCBI's taxonomy places the organism in Eukaryota, Viridiplantae, Streptophyta, Magnoliopsida, Malpighiales, Salicaceae. The record is from the annotation of a GenBank genome assembly.
AUGGAGAUUGACAAAGUUGCUGAGCUGAAGAGUUUUCUCAAGGUUCUUCCCCCAGUUGAAUUUUCUUGCGUCUAUGGCUCAUCUCUCCAUCCAAAUAAUAAUGACAAGUCAUCCAUGGUAGAUUACAUUAUUGGCGUAUCAGAUCCCGAGCAAUGGCAUUCUGAGAAUAUGGAAUCGAAUGAAGAUCACUAUGCCUGGAUGGUGAGCCUUGGCGGUGCAAAACUGAUUACUCAAACUGCCGAUGUGAUUGGUGUAGGAGUGCACUUUAAUCCGUUUGUAACAUGGAAUGACAAGGUCCAUAUACUUGUGGAUAAUUUGGAUAUUGGAGAUGUAAACUCUGUCAAUCUGAGGGCUGCAGUCUCUGCUGCUCUUCUCCUUUUACCAUCCAAAUUCACUGAGGAAGAUUUGUAUUCCAAAAUAUGUAGCCUCUCUUAUAUGGGUGACUUGCGCAUGCUUUUUGCAGAGGAUAAAAAUAAGGUGAAGAGGAUUGUUGAAGGACAGUUUGGUUUAUUCCAAUCAAUGUAUAAGCCAUUUCUACAAGAAUAUGAGGCUAAAGAGUUACUGACAUUCUCAUCGCCUAAUGCUCAUCAGGCUAAUAUCUCUCAGGACUGCAGUUUGUCAAUGACUCAUUCCCUUCUUCAUUCUCUUCCUCCCCUUGUUAGAAGAAAGAUGGGGAUAAAGCUAGGAGAGAAGAAAGUGCUGAAUAAUUCUGGUCAAGUUUUGCAUGAUCUCGUGAUUGGUUCAAGAGAAGAGGCUGCCAGGUGCAUGCAGAAGGUUCUCAGGCGUACUGUCAUGGUUUCAAGCGCGAGGCAGGCCGUCUCUGGUUUCCUGGCUACUGGUGGUAUUAAUGCUACUAGAUAUCUUGCUAGUAAAGUACGCAAGGCUUCGAAAUCUUGGAAAUGA